Molecule: messenger RNA, 5729 nt
Organism: Parnassius mnemosyne (clouded apollo)
Lineage: Eukaryota; Metazoa; Arthropoda; Insecta; Lepidoptera; Papilionidae
Source: the annotation of a GenBank genome assembly
GUAACAUAUUUCACUUUUUAAAUCUUUGUUAAUUCAGCAACCGUCCAUCGUGAUGUCUCUCUCGAAGUUCGCAUGUCGAAGGCGCAGACGCGUGAUAUACGCGGGUGAAACCGCGGGGCACAGCUAGUAGGUAAUAAAUUAAUAGGUGUGUAGUGGCUGCUGGUCAUUCGCCUGCAUUAUUUAAACCGAUCUACGUGGUUUCAUGAAUUUUUCGCCCUUUAAACGCGCACGGCAGGAAUGGUAGCUGAUGCAUUAUUUAAUUCCAGAUCAACACUGGAACCACUAGGUUAAAGCCAUGAGAAACGUUUUGAUUCUUACUUUAUGUAAUUGGGCUUAAAUAAUGGUGCUAGGCGGUGAAACUGGAGAGCGCCCACGCUGGUCGCACGCGUUAUCUGGUGGUAGUAUGCCGGAACGAUGAGGCGGCGUUGCUCGGCAUCGACUGCAACGAGAGGAUCACCGUGGGGCUGGUAUUGCGAGUGCUCGCCGACACCUCCAUCAAGUUAGACGGCGACGGGUAAGAAAUUUAGAAGUUAUUAUGUAUUUAAACAGAGUGUUUAUGACAAGGUUUCUUUUAUAGGAUAAGGGUGACAAAAGAGCACAUAGCACACCUGAUGGUAAGUGGUUGCUGUGACCAAUAGACAUCUGCAUCUAUCCUCGAUUACGAAUCAAAAUGCAAAUGCGUUGUCACCCCUGAGGACUAAGAUGGAAUGCCUCGUUUCCAGUAAAAAUGGUCUCCGGUUCUUUACACUCACCAAAUGAAACACAGCAGGGUUAAGCUGCUAUUUUACGCUGGUACGUAGGUCACUCAAUAAGUUUUGAGAUAUACAAAAAGUAUUCUAGAUACUAUUAAUAUUUAUUUUACAUCUUUUCAAAAUAUUCUCCAUCAUGCUCUAUACAAAGUUCCAUUCGCCUAAACCAACUCUGAAAACACUUGCCAGUCUUGAUCUGACAGGUCGGAAAUCGCUUCUUCGUUGGCACUAGGCAGCCACGGCUUCUUCGGCGCUUGAAUAAAACUUGCCUUUUAUUUUUUCUUUGACUCUUGGGAACAAAAAGAAAUCACUAGGAGCUAAGUCAGGGCUGUAGGGUGGGUGACUUAGAGUUUCAAUACCAUAUUCCUCAAUAAACGCUUUUGUUCUAAGGGACGUAUGUGAAGAAGCGUUAUCGUUAUGCAGCAUGAUUUCCCGAAGCCCGGUCUUUGGUCUUCUCUCCCGUACAGCUUGAAAAGCUUUGGGUAAUACAACUGUAGUAUACCAUUCAGAGUUGACCGACCUACAAUUUUUCAGCAUUGAUGACGACAAAUGUCCGCUCCGCGAAAAAAAAUUAGCCACCAUUUUUUUGCCCACGUUGCGAGGUCUUUGCAGUGUUGUCUGUAAUUGUCCUUCUGAGUAGACCCAUACCGAUGAUUGCCUUUUAUUUUCCGGAUCAUAUUGAUAGAUCCAUGUCUCGUCACCAGUAACGAUUUCUGAAACACGCCUAAAUGUCUCGUUUUCAAAACGUAGACGCAUUUCAUGGCACCAAUCCACACGAGUCUGUUCUUCGCUUUCAAAGAGCAAACGAGGGAUCCAUCGACAACAAAGCAUCCUCACUCCAAGAUGUUGAUAUAGGAUAGUACGAAUGCUCCCCGAACUAAUGCCUAUAAUCUUUUCGAUGUCCGUAUAUAUGAUUCGUGGGUCUUCUCGAACCAACAUUUCAGUAGUCCAUACAUUUUCUGCCGUUACUGCUGUUUGCGGGGCCCCGCUUCUUUGGUCAUCUUUAAGAUUAAUUUUACCCCUUUUGAAUUCAGCAAACCACCUAAAAAUUGUUGCGCGUGAUGGAGCUGAGUCCCCUAACGCUGAUUGUAACAGUUGUAAACUUAAUUGUUCGGUUAAACCAAAUUUAAAAUCAUAAUAUGUAUAUCAUAGCGCGCAAAUGUUCACGGUUAAGAUCCUUCGUUUUAAAUAAAAGCGCGGGAAGCGUUGCAGGAAAAUAAUAGAACUUUGUUUUUUUUUUAAUAUUGAGCAAUUGGCUUAUGAAGAUCUAUUUUAAAAUAAAUUUGCUUUUUCGAAACAUAUAACACGGGUGCGUUGCAUUUUAAAUUUCGAACAUCUCAAAACUUAUUGAGUGACCUACGUAUUCUGUGACAGCAUGGUCCUUCCCCGUUCGAGCCGACCCAUUCGAGCUACAACUAUACCAGUAAUAUAGCUGCAGCAUGGCUCUAACACGUAAAAAAGUUUGGUGUAAAGGAAUCUAGUAGAUUUAUAAGUACCUUUAAUCAUCACAAGAAUUUUUAUGAAAGAUGAAAAUCUAAGAGUUAUAGAGUCUGUUACGAAAGAGAACCCGGGGCGGAAGAGUGAAAGAGUACUUAAAAGUAUAGAUUAUAAAAAUAAAUAAUCCUACAAACUAUUGGUAGAAAAACAUAGCACUCAAACAUUACAUAAAUAAUUUAUUUUAUUUUAUAGAAUCAAUAGCUUUUAUUGAUCUUUUAAGACUACUUGAAGACAAGGUGACACAAGAAAAUCAAAAAAGUUUCUUAGACACUCAAGUCAAGCCAGCGCAGCGGCCCCAAAUCUCGGUUCUCAUUCUGAGGAGACUAAUGCGUUAGAUAUAUAUUACAAUCUUACUGUUUGCGUCGUCCUUACUUACUCGUGUCCAGUGUAAUACUUAUGCGAUAAGAUUGGAUGCAGACUAAUGCAGUGUUAGAUGCGGGAACGAUCACAGUACAUUCUGACUCCUAAACCGAUGAUUAUUUUUGAACCGUGUAUUUUCAAAAUACUCUCCGCUUUUUGUAUUCACUUAACCAUCACUUUUCUCAUCACUUUUUGUAUUCACUUAACCACAUGGUCGUCGUAAUAUAGUUAGUUACAGAAUUAGAAGAAUGUGAUAAUUAUUAGGAUUUAGGGAAGUCCAUGUGCUAUUUUUAUUUUAUUUGUUUUUGUCUUUAAAAAAGGUCCAAUGCACUAGAAAUAUCUCUCGUAUGGUGAUGGCUGUUAUUAUAUAAAUUGCACAAAAAGAAACUUUCAGAUUCCGUGGUGCAGUGGCUUAGCAAAAAGUUGCAGCGCUAAGGACUGCGGCGGGUUCAAUCCCGCAUGGAACAAGUAUUUGUAUGGCCUACGAAAUAAAUAAUUGUUCCGGGUAUUGAUGUUUGUCCUUGUGAAAUUUAAGUACAUAUAUAAACUGCUCCACGAUACAGGAGAACAUCCUAGUGUGGAGGUAAUGUUUUUUUAGGGUUCCGUACCUCAAAAGGAAAAAACGGAACCCUUAUAGGAUCACUUUGUUGUCCGUCUGCCUGUCUGUCUGUCUGUCAAGACCCUUUUUCUCAGGAAAGUGUGGAGCUAUCAAGCUGAAAUUCAUAUCAAAUACUCAAGUCUACUGUCCCUUAGAGCUGUGAAAAAAUCAAACUUCUAAGCCAAUGCAAUCAAAAAAUACAGCCGUUUAUGCCGUAAAUUUUCGACAUUCGCAAGGAAAUCAAAACCUACAGGGUACUUCCCGUGAAUUCACAAUCUUGAAAUUUGGUACGAAGCAACGUUUUAUAGCACAGAUAAAGGAAAAAUUGCGAAAAGCAUAAAUUUUUAGUUACAUCAUAUAAUAAAAAUAUUUUUAAUAAUUUUAAACUUAUUUGUUCGGAACCCUCGCUGCGCGAGUCCGACUCGCUCUUUGCCGGUUUUUUUUAAGAAAAUAAUUAAAAUAAUAUUGAAAGACUUGUUUAGUGCGGCAUUCGGACCAGCAGCAAACACUUAGCCCCUGCGCUACCAAAUCGUCAAAUAUACGUAAAUUUAUGGCUGAAAUUUAACAGAUCGCAAAUUGUCCUAGUUGGUAUCAGGAAAACUAGGUCUUGCCACUUAACGGUUUUAACAUUACUCACACCCAUUGCCAAUAUCUUCGUUCGCUUAUGAAUACACAGUGUAGCAGCCUUCACGUGUGACGCCGAUAUUAUCGUACUCGACACUCGGAGAACAAUUACAAGAAGCUACAUAGCUGACUGUACUCUCGGGUGAACUAUGAACAAUAACUUAUUAAGGAUUCAUUGUCCGCAGAGGGUUCAGCGUAUGUGUGUGCAACCAACAACACAUAUUCAAGCCUGUAUCCGUGCAAGCAAUGUGGUCGGCGCUGCAAACGUUGCACCGCGCCAGCGGGCGCGCGCGCGAGCUGAACCACUUCGCGGGCGGCGCGUCGCACGGCUGGUGCGCGUACUACGAGGCGCGCGUGGACUCCGACCGCUCCUGCCUCAACGAGUGGCACGCCAUGGACUGCCUCGAGUCGCGCCGCCCGCCCUCGCCGGACUCGCUCAGGCUCAAGUCAGUCGCGCCUUCUCAUUCAUUUAUAAUCAUUAUGUAAAUAAUAUUAUAAAAUUCAAGAGACUACUACUGACAUGCCUGAAGAAAAAUUGCAGGAAAUUUUCGAACAUAAAAAAUUGUACACCUGAUUGCGCAUUCUAGGGAAAGCCUAUGUUCAUCAGUAAACUUACGACAAUUGAGUUUUGAAUUUAAGAAGUUCAACCCGGCACACUUUUUUAGACUUCAGCCUAUUGUAUUCUAGUAUGUUAUUCUAGUACGGUACCAUGUAGUGGCGGUGUAAGAAUAUCUAUUACCCCAUAUUCUCCCGAAGGUUUUGCAAGAGCCAACAGAGAGAAAAUAAUUAUAAUUAAUUUGUUACAUUUGAAAAGCUAACCGCCUCACUUGAAAACAUAGCCAGUUUUUUUAUUUCUAUCGGUUGUUUUGAUGUAAGGUUAAAGCUUGUCGAGCUCCCCCAGAAUAUAUAGUAUGUAUAUUAAUGCGUUUUUAUAUAAACUGUUCGAUCUAAUUGGUUCACUGAUGAUUUCGAGCUACUAUGAUAUAAUUUAUUAUUAAAACAAUUAAUAUCACGCUGGCGAAUUCGCAUUCCUAUUACCAAACUAAACGAUGUCGAUGCUCCACAAAUCUUACGUGAACUUUGCGGCUUAGAUAACUUAGACGUACACUAUGCAGUUCAGAAACACUAUAAACACAGACACAGAUUGCUCAUCAUUAGAUCCCACUGUCACGUUAUGCCAUAUGCUCCUUGGCUAGAAAGGCAAACAUCACUAAAACAAGAAAUACCUUGAUGCUAGCGUCCGGUCGUUCCUAUCUUCGGUCGUUUUGUUCUUUCGUUUAACCUCUACUUUGUCUAUAAGCUGGUAGGAUUCCCUUUCUGCCUUGGAAUCCGUCUGCAGCAGCAGGACACUUGCAUUUGAGCGCGAAGAGAGCCAGUACAGUUAUUGACUGAGUUAUUUAAUCUAAGUCCUGAUUGAUGACAACGGCUUUCGAAUAAACAUACAGUCGAAUUAAGUACCUCCUCUUGUUUGAAGUCGGUAGAAAAAGGCAACAACGCUUUGUUGACAGCGUCUACGUGCUGUUUUUGAUUGUCGUUACGACGAUAACUCGACGACUUCCAGCCUCCCGAACAAGCCGGUUUCCGAAAAGGGUUUCACACCACAGACCUUCGGCAAAUUGUACAGAAAAUCGAAGAGUACAAACUGCCAGAAUGUCUUGUGUAUGUAGACUAUGAGAAAGCCUUUGAUGUUGGCCGUUGUUUGAAGUCUUUUAGCCUUUGAAUUUUAAUUAAAAACCUAAUUUGACAUCAAACAUUUUUUGCCCAUUUUUCCCACCCUUAUGGGUGGAAUCUUUUUGUCAAAUUUAUAUAAGACUAUCCCAGACAGUAAUAUUAUCACCUAUUUAAUAAAAAAAUCAUUAUUAAAAUCGGUUUACAGCUGACGAAGAUAUCGCGUAAUAUAC